AUGGGGCUUUCAGGUCGGUAUUCGCUUGCCGGAAUGCUGCGUUCUUCCAGGCUGACCUUGGACAGCACGUGGAAGAACACCCUUGUCCGAUCCUUUUUUUCCGAAGAGCAACUCGAUGAACUUGGACUUCCAGAAGAAGAAAUUGCAGACUACAUGAUUAAACACAUUGUACCGUUUGUUAAGUCACAUCUCGUUGAAGCAAUAAAGGUUCGAAAUGAAAGCUUCGACCAAUUUGUCGCAGACAGGCUUGCUGAGCAAGGGAUUGUCGCGAGAGAACAGCAAGAGAAGAUCAAGAAAGUCAUGCAAGCCAUGGCUGCAGCAAAGGUGCAGAUCACCGACCAAACAGAUACCUUGGAAGAACAGCAAAACAAAAUAGCUGAACUCACCCGGAAACUGGAGGCGGCCACGCUAUAUUUAGAAGAGAGAGCAGCAAACCUCGAGAAGCAAGUAAUCGAGAAGGAGGCUUGGAAACUGGAACAGGAGUUGAAAGCUGAGGCGAAAUUUCCAAAGUAUGCGGUAGAUGCCCUAAGAGACCUCGAAGAGGAGGUUGGCAUGCCACCGAACAAUGGAGAGGAUGAGGAGAAAGAAGAGUCGUCCUCACAAACCCCCUCGGCGACUACGGCAACGGCAAAAGCUGACGAAUGCUCCCCGACCUCGAAGGAGAUGGAAAGAAUUCUAAAAGACGGCAUGGCGGAGAUCCAAGAUUUGUUGAGACAACUCUUGGCCAAAGCAAAACAGAGCCUUUGUGAGAUUGCCGCAGUGGAUCGAGUUCCGGCAACUCUGCAGACUCAGCCCUCUGAACUGCCAGGCAGCCCCGUCAAAAACGUCGUGGACGCAGCUACGGAGACUGACGACUCUCGGAUAAAUCCUUCACUACGCCGCCCUUUUUCUCGCACUCGUCCACCCCAGGUUCUUCCUCGCGGGCCGAUGCCUGCCUCCUUCGUAGUGCCUCCUUCUUUGCCGCCCCCGCCUCCCUCAUCCCCCGGAGAAAGUUUUGGAUUUCCCAGGUCCCAGUUCCCUCCGUUUCCUGUUGCUCGCGUGGUGUACGGUCAGUUCCAGGACGUAGCGGUGAAUUCUCCUGGCGUGAGAGCCAACGUGCCUCUUCACGAUGGCGCCUCCUUGCCCUCUCCCAGCAUCCGACAAAAUUCCCAUUCUCCCAACUCUCCACCCGCGGGCUCGUUCGCCUAUAGUCCCCUUCCAGUCCAAGUCGGCAAGGACUUCCCACGCGGAGGGUUUCCCGCCGACAGCUUAGGCAGAUCGUCUGUGGCUGCUUCCUAUCCGAGUUCGUUUCUUCCUCCUGCUGCGCUUCCUUUUCCUCCGGAUCGUCCGCCAGGGUUUCGCCCGUACCCUCUGGGUUUGAUCCCUUCUUCGUCUCCGGGUCCCCCAGAUCAACCAGGUUUGCCUUCCUCGCCAAAUUGUGGUCUUUCUCGUCCGUGGCGCCCCGCAACUUUCUUCCCUAUGCAAAUGCGUCCGGGGACUUCUCGCGGGGUCUGGAGUCCACAGCCGCUUCUCCAGGCGAGCGGUGAGCCCUCAACGCAUCUCCGAUCGUCGCCAGAACGUACGCCCUCCGCAGCAGUCGGUGUCGGUCCGCCUUCUCCUGGCAGACCACAGAAUGGAGUCGCAUCGCAGCAAGGCGCUGUGGACCCGAGCACCGGACCGUUUGCUCCUACUGUAAAGCCACCAUCCUUCCUGCCCGUGGCGCGGCCGCUUCCCCUUGGCCGACGCCUUCCCUCGCCUCCCACGUCUUGUGCAACUUACACAUCCUUCCCCCAACUUGGAGGCUUCCCUCCCUUCCCUCUCUCCGGCCUGUCUGCCGCUCCGCCUUUCGGGCACCGCCUACCUGUCUCGCCUGACGCCCAGCCGACUACCCCCGUCCAGCCUCAGUCCCGUGAGAGUCCGGGCGAGCCCGAGCCGAGCGCUUUGGGACAACCACCCGAAGCGUCUGACGGAGGCGGAAUGUCACAGACUACAGAGGAUAGGGCGAACGCGUGUCUGUAUGCUGGCGGCGGCUCUGGGGCGGAUGAGGCUUCUAGUGCCAGCUUCCAGAGAGAGGAGGGAGGAGCCGAGGCCUCACGAUCCACCGAGGAAGGCGGUGACCAAGCGAAGGGGCAAAAGAAGACAGAAACGAAUCCUUCCGUCCAGCGGCCACCGCCAGGGGCCCCGGAGUCGCUCGGAACUGUAUCGGGCUCUGACGAAUCUGGUGAGGGCCCUGUAUCUUCUAUAGAAACGCACACUGCAAGGUCCUCACAGCAUCCGAAGCGCACCGCGUACCUUGCGUUCCAAGAAGCGUGUCAAGCUUUAGAGGCGUCUUCAGUUCCUGCGGGUUCUGUGUUUCCUUUCUUCGUAGAGUCUGCCGCCGCAGCAAGGGAUAGUAUGCCUUCUCCCGCCGUCUCGCCCAGACCGGAAAAGGAGCGCACGGCGUCCAACAGCGUGGCGGUGCCUGCCGCAGAGACAGAAGACGGUUGUGGGGAAAGGCGACCAGGACCGGAUUCAGUUCAAACUGUGCCACCGCAAACAAAGGCCUUGCUGUUCGAUCACUCGCCCCAAACUGGACCUAACAUAACACCGGAGGCGGCCGUCGUCUUGCCAUCGGAUCCGCCUUUUCCGUCCUCGGACUGUAUCUGUAGACGUCCCGAGGGCGAAGGCAUGCCGCUUCAGUCCCCAGACACAAACGCUGCGGAGUCCCCUGUGGCGCCUUCCCAACGUGACGCCGGUGAGGUUGAACAGGCGCAAGAAACCGCGUGCGAAGUGGAGUCGGAAGACGUUCCACAGUGGUGCCAUGGUUAUGCUUCUGCUUUUGGACCGCUUCCUGCCACGGCCCCGCCCCUCGCUGGCAGUUGGAAGCCAGGAGGCGAACAGUCUCUGGAUCGCGCUGAGGAUCGCGCAAGCGAGUUGAAGGGCGGAGCAGAAGAGACAGAUUCCGGCGCAGGGUGUACCCCGAUGCAGGAGGAAGGUCCCAAAUCUCGAGAGAGCCGACUGAUCAGAAUGACGCAGAUCUCUGUCAGUCGAGGUCGCGAUCCGAUGGCUUCUCUCUACCCAACCGGCAUAUCACUGGAAACUGCUCUCCAAAUGCGAGCCCCGCGUGCUGCUGCGGCGGGGUAUGAAAAAUAUUGUCUCUCUUUUCUGCCGGAGUUCGACACCUCGGAUAAUAUUUCGCGCGCCUGGCCGCCUCUUUCUCCCCUCAACCAACCUUCAGAACCUCUGAGCUGUUCGUUUGCUCCGUCCCAUACUUGCCUCGGCUCUCCUUUUCGCGCGCCUGCUAGCUCCAGCCAGCCGUGUGGUUACGACGCAUCAAUGGAAAAUCCCGCCUCGCCAAUCCCCCGAACCGCAAGUGAGGGCCAAGGGUUCCUCACGCCCGUGACGGCCGGGGCAGAUGCUUUCGCCUUUACAGAUUGUUCGGGACAUCCUCGUCUUCGCCCGUUGUUUCCGUACGAACAGUUGUAUUGGGCAGGAGUCACAGACGGUAUAUCGGACGCGUGGAGAAGCAGUACUCCGGCUGAGACAGGCUCGCCCUCGGCUCUUCCCCUCCGAGAGGACUGUGAUGGCCAGGUGUCUCCGUCUCCCUCAGGGCCCUCCUACAAUCAACAGGAGAGUUACUUUGAGAGUUUUCCGCAGUCCGCGAGUCGGGUCAAUGAAGUGGUACGCUUGGGACCUGGGGAGGCUUUUUGGCGUCCACAGCUUCCGGAUUUUCGUGCUUUCGACAACGCAAUAAAGAGUCCUUCCCACCCUUCACCCCUGCAAAAGCCCGUCACACGAGUCCCCCUCCACUGCGUUGGAAGCGGAGCCCCGAAACGCCGCUGCGCGUGCCCGGCAGAUCUUGCAAGUCGACAACCCUCGGCUGCGCCUCUGGAGAGAGGCAACUCGACCUGCUCGAACAGAGAGUCUCCGCAGCGCCCUGUACCGCCGGAUGAGGGGACCGUCAGUCCCCCCCACGCCACGACGGCGGUUGAAGAGCCCAACGAAGAAGAGACACUGGUCGCCGCCACCGACGCGAGCGGCCGAACCCCAAGAAUCACAGAUGAAACUCGAGACCGAGGUGAAUGCGCAGAGUGGGGCAACCACAGCUUGGCUCCAACAGAAAACGAGCUGGGCGAGGAUGGACCCCGCGUCGAUUGCUCUUGCCCACUGAAGAAGCCGACGGGCCGAGGAAUUUGCGGAGAUCAUCAGAGCGUCGAUAGCCGUAAAAACAGCCCCUGCGGGUGUCCCGGUCGGCGCUCUGCGGCAAGUUCUCCGGAUCUGGCUUUCUGCAGUCGCCGUCCCUUCUCUCCCAGACACGAGCCGGAGGUGUGCACCCGUUCGUGCCGGAACGAACGGAACAGGAGAGAAGCGUGUGAUCCUUGCGGGGGCGGAACAUCGACUGCAUGCUCUCUAAACCGUCGGCCCUCUUUCGGUCGGCUCCAAGCGAUUCCCCUUGUCCGCUGUCACUCUCCGCAAGCCCGAUACCAAGUUGCCAAACUCGGAGUUGGCGGGUACCCCGUGUACCCCUCUGAGGAGGAUCUCGUCGACAUGUACCAAUUUGCGUCCACAGACACCGCGCCGCCCGACCACGGUGGUGCUGAGGGGUCCGAGCGUUCCUGCCCCACCGAGACACUUCCUCUUUUCUCGGGCGGGAUGACACGGUCCGCCACAGACCUCGGGUUCUCUGGAGACGGAACGCGACUCUCGAACAGCUCGAGACGCACCUCCCCCAGACCUGCGCUCGCGGGGAGUCCGAGCAGCUCCAGUCGCGGAAGUGGAUCUCAAACCAGCAGGGAGGAUGGAGCUGUGGGGAGGAGACUGAAACAACCCGUGCCUUACAUUCCCAUAAGAGGCUCUAAGAUCGGUCAGUCAAGAAGAACGCCCCUCGAAAGAGAGACGCUGUCGUCCUUGGCUGCGAGGAAUCGGCGGCUUGAAAACCAGGUAAGCGACUGUCUCUUUUACAAAGCGAGUGUUGUCUCCACAUUCAGUGCCGUUUGGGUCGAGAAGCUGCAGCUAGAAAUAUCGUGUCACAAGGCUCUGUGCGAAGACACGAUCUACAACCAGCGGCGCUAA
This is a messenger RNA of Neospora caninum, 5031 nucleotides long. RefSeq names its product proteophosphoglycan 5, related. Lineage: Eukaryota; Apicomplexa; Conoidasida; Eucoccidiorida; Sarcocystidae. Bases 1 to 5031 code for a protein of 1676 amino acids. The transcript has 5 exons. The record is from RefSeq and is a predicted model, not a curated record.